Messenger RNA from Ilex paraguariensis (yerba mate), 1464 nucleotides. The record is from the annotation of a GenBank genome assembly. NCBI's taxonomy places the organism in Eukaryota, Viridiplantae, Streptophyta, Magnoliopsida, Aquifoliales, Aquifoliaceae.
CAACACAUACCAUACAAUACAAAAACUUUCGAGAGAGAGAGAUAGAGCACCAGCUGCGUUACCAGAAAACGGCAACAGCAGCAAGAAAAUGAAGAGUCUGUUCAAGUCGAAGCCCAAGACCCCUGCUGACCUUGUUCGUCAGACCCGUGAUCUCCUUAUAUAUGCCAACCGGAACCCGGAUACUCGCGAAACCAAGCGCGAAGAAAAGUUGAUGGAGUUAACUAAGCUUAUACGGGAGUUAAAGUUAAUCCUUUAUGGGAAUAGUCAAUCUGAGCCAGUUUCGGAAGCUUGUGCACAAUUGACUCAGGAGUUCUUUAAAGAGAAAGAGAACACGCUACGUCUAUUGAUUAUUUGUCUUCCAAAGUUGAACUUAGAGGCCCGUAAAGAUGCCACUCAGGUUGUUGCAAAUCUGCAAAGGCAACAAGUUCAGUCACGGCUGAUUGCUUGCGAUUACUUGGAAGCAAACUUAGAUUUAAUGGAUAUAUUAAUAUCAGGUUACGAGAACACGGACAUGGCUUUGCAUUAUGGUGCAAUGUUGAGGGAAUGCAUACGCCAUCAGAGUGUUGCGAGGUAUGUCUUGGAUUCGGAGCAUAUCAAGAAGUUUUUUGAUUAUAUACAACUCCCAAAUUUUGACAUUGCUGCUGAUGCUGCUGCAACAUUCAAGGAACUCUUGACAAGGCAUAAAUCAACUGUAGCUGAAUUUCUUUCGAAAAAUUAUGACUUGUUUUUUGCAGAGUAUAACUCGAAGCUGCUUGAAUCUACCAAUUACAUUACCAGGCGGCAAGCUAUCAAGCUAUUGGGUGAUAUCUUACUGGAUCGUUCAAACUCAGCUGUCAUGAUGCGAUAUGUAACAUCUAGAGACAACUUGAGGAUUCUUAUGAAUCUUCUAAGAGAGUCAAGCAAGAGCAUUCAGAUUGAAGCAUUUCAUGUUUUCAAGUUAUUUGCUGCCAAUCAAAAUAAGCCCCAAGAUAUUGUUGGCAUCCUUGUCGCAAAUAGAAGCAAGCUUCUUCGUUUGUUUGCCGAUUUUAAGUUAGAUAAAGAGGAUGAACAGUUUGAGGCAGACAAAGCCCAAGUUGUCAGAGAAAUUGCUGCUCUUGAACCCAAAUAGCGUCCACGAAGGCUGCUUAGUCAGUUGGAUUAGCGGUCAUGGUAGUGUUACACGAUGUAAUAUCUGUAGGUUGUGUUUCAUUUUAUAACUAAUCUAUUUGUGAAUUAAUAGGUCUCAUAGUCCCUCCUGGUCAUGAAGGCACUUAUUACUAGACGCCCUUUACUUUUUCUCAAUAUGUUUUCUACUUCGUCUUUUGAGCUUGUGUAGAAUCUAUUAUCUAGCUUUUGCAUUUCAAAUAUGAAUAUAAUCUAGGAGGAGAUAGGAAGAAAGUAGAUGAAAGUGGUUUUCCACUAGUGUAAUUCUGUACAUGGCAGGUACCAGUUUAUCUGUGCUGUGCAUGAUGCAAACCAAGCAGC